AUGCCACCAUACAAAAGCCGAGCGAGUACCUUACGACAACGAAAAACGGGGGUAGGAGAAGAGAAGAAAACCGAAGAAUCCAGUGAAACCGUUACCAGUAGCAAUAAGAAAGCUAACGAGAGAAGAAAAGAAAAAGCUAAUUUACUACUGAGUACCGCACGAAAGAGAACCAGCAAGAAGGAUACAGUUCCGGCAGAAGAUAAAAGCAAGCAAACCGACGCAGCCAUAACUGGCUCCGCUAGAGGUGCUAGUACUAGCGGGAUAAUUCGAUCCACGACAAAGUCCGAUCCAUCAGACACAACCAAAGCAACAAUAUCUGCAGAUAAGGACAGAGUCUCCUCUGGUACUGCCGGAACAACUCGAGACAAGACAAGAUCUGCCAAGGCAAGUAAAAGCAGACGAACCGAAGCGGCGAUAGCUGCAAAUAAAGCCAGAUACGACGCUAAACUUGCUAGAAUUGCCAGAAUUGCCAGAAUCAACAAGGCUAAAGCUAUGAAAAAGUCUGGUCUCUCCGAUAUCAUUUCGACAAAUACUAUUACAGAAGAAGAAAUCUCCAAAAUCAGAAAUGAUAAUAACAAGAUUCAAAAAGACAGUAACACUACUGUAAUCGAAGAUAACGCUAUUACAACUAUUCCGUCAACUUCCAAGUUAUUGAAUUCGUCUGCAGAUGAAGGUACUACCAUG
This is a messenger RNA of Ambispora leptoticha, 684 nucleotides long. The record is from the annotation of a GenBank genome assembly. Lineage: Eukaryota; Fungi; Glomeromycota; Glomeromycetes; Archaeosporales; Ambisporaceae.